Messenger RNA from Gymnodraco acuticeps, 2298 nucleotides. It is a transcript of the gene hibch, whose product is annotated as 3-hydroxyisobutyryl-CoA hydrolase. Gene Ontology annotation, molecular function: 3-hydroxyisobutyryl-CoA hydrolase activity. Gene Ontology annotation, cellular component: mitochondrion. NCBI's taxonomy places the organism in Eukaryota, Metazoa, Chordata, Actinopteri, Perciformes, Bathydraconidae. Bases 115 to 1263 code for a protein of 382 amino acids. The transcript is spliced from 14 exons. Gene Ontology annotation, biological process: L-valine catabolic process. The record is from RefSeq and is a predicted model, not a curated record.
CGGUGUCUCGUCCAGGAAGUAAACGCUGACAGUCUAGAGCAGAGGAAAGGCAAGAGCAAAGAAAACGGCAUCAGAGUGCAGUUACCUGCUACAGCACGUAAUACAAAUAUAAUAAUGUCUUUAACCGCUUUGACGUCUGCCUACAGACUGAGGACCCUGUGCAGACUGCAGAGAAUCCAGGGCCACAUGAUGUCGAGUCAGGUGGACUCCGGGGUUCUUCUGGAGAAAGUGGGCUGUGCAGGUGUGAUCACCUUAAACAGACCCAAGGCCCUGAAUGCCCUGAACAUGCCCAUGGUCCAACAUAUCUACCCUCAGCUCAAGAAAUGGGAAAGUGACAAUGAGACGGACAUAGUGAUCAUCAGAGGAGCGGGGGGGAAGGCCUUCUGUGCAGGGGGAGACAUCAGAGCCGUCACAGAAGCAGGGAAAGUGGGAGACCCUUUGGCAGAGGACUUUUUCCGUGAGGAAUACACCCUCAACCACGCCAUUGGGACAUGCAGGAAACCAUAUAUUGCCCUUAUUGGAGGAAUAACAAUGGGAGGGGGCGUGGGUCUGUCUGUUCAUGGACGGUUUCGAGUGGCCACUGAGAAGACGCUGUUUGCCAUGCCAGAGACUGCCAUUGGGCUAUUCCCUGAUGUGGGAGGGGGCUAUUUCCUGCCAAGGCUGCAGGGGCAGCUUGGACUAUUUCUGGCAUUGACGGGAUUCCGUCUGAAGGGUCGUGACGUGCAGAGAGCUGGAGUCGCCACUCACUUUGUGGAGUCUGAGAAGAUCCCGGAGUUGGAGAAGGAGCUGGUGGACCUGAAGUCUCCCUCUGCUGAAGACGUGUCCAGAGUGCUGGACUCCUACCAGAACCAGAGCGCUCUGGGUGCUGACAAGCCUUUCGUGUUGGAGCAGCACAUGUCUGACAUUGACAGGCUGUUCAGCUCCAGCAGUGUGGAGGGCAUCGUGCAGAACCUGAAGGCAGACGGCUCAGAGUUCGCUAACAAACAGGCAAAGACGCUGUCCAGGAUGUCCCCCACCUCCCUGAAGAUCACCUACAGACAGCUGCAGGCGGGGGCCGCUCUGAGCCUGCAGGACGUGCUGGUGAUGGAGUAUCGGCUGAGCCAGGCCUGCAUGAGAGGCUGCGACUUCUAUGAAGGUGUGCGAUCCGUGCUGAUUGACAAGGACCAGAAUCCCAAGUGGAACCCGUCCACACUGGAGGAGGUGUCGGAGGAGAGCGUGGAGCAGUGCUUCUCCUCUCUGGGGGAGAAAGACCUGACGUUCUGAUGCUGAACACUUCAUACCCCCCCCCCCCCUGUGUGCUCGGCCUUCUGAGAGGGCUGUACUGCUCUGGAGAUAAAGAACUACAUAAACUUACGUACUCUGACUCUAUAUCUUUAAAUACUGUACUGACAUUUUACAGGAAAAUCCAGGCUUCUCCUCUGCAGUGGAGGAAAAGAGAAGAAGGUCUGAUUCAUGUUCACAAAUCUAAAAUAGUAGUUGAAGAGGUAGUGAGCAGCUGCCCUGUGUCACACAUGAGAAAUGUUUGGAGUAAACUGGCUCUGCAGAGUGUUUUGUACAGCAGUAACUCUCUUUUGCUGCAAAUGCAAGGGAUGUGCCGCACAGCAGCAUAAACAGGAAUACAUGGAGGAGCGAUGAUCUCACCGCUGAGUGCUUUAUUACAUUUCCUGUGGGUGUUUGUUGAUGUGACUUGGAUCCGUUUCAUCUGAUCUUCUGCAGUGUGGUCACUGAGUCUAAUGCAGAUCAUCUAUCCAUUUCUCCCGUUUGUUUUGUCUUUUUCCAGUAUUUAUCCAUUUUCAGUGGCAUAUUUAGAAGUGUAUCAGUGUUCUGAAGAGGGCUGCAUGAUUUGAAAUAAAUUACUGAUAUAGCGACUGCAAUAUAGGAGGGAUUGAUCAUUUUAUCAUUAUUAUUCCCUUUAGCAUCGAAAGAUUUAUUAAAAUGAUCAUGAUUUGAUUAUUUUUUUCCUCACAAAUAUGUGUUGUUUAGUCUAGAAUACUAUUUGGAGGCCAGGAUAUCUCCGCAUCUCAUUAAAAUGUUAUUUUAACAUAUAUUUAACCUUUAACCAAUAUUGUGGUUCCUGCAGUUUGAACAUCAAGCUAGUCCAUGUUGUGAUUUCGAUACAAUUCCAAUUAAUUGCGCAGCCCUAUUUCUGGAGGCAUUAACAUGAUUGUUAUAUGACAAAUACAGUUCUGUAUGUGUGUGAUAGUUUGUGUUUUUAAAGUUGACUAAAUCCCUGUUUUUCAGUAGGUAUCCCGAUACAUUACAAGCGGGCAAUAAAGACAGUUGGUAAUGUAACAUGAA